Messenger RNA from Effrenium voratum, 831 nucleotides. NCBI's taxonomy places the organism in Eukaryota, Dinophyceae, Suessiales, Symbiodiniaceae. The record is from the annotation of a GenBank genome assembly.
AUGCCUCCACGACACCUUGCCAAUACCAUUUGGGCGCUGGCUCGGCUGUCUUGCAACGAAGGGCCGCUCAUCAAGGACAUUGGCGCCGCGGCCGUUGCACGCUUGACCGAAUUCAAGCCCCAGGAGCUUGCAAGCACUGUGUGGGGUCAGGCCGCGUCGCGUUCCAGCGGCGCCCCGCCAAUUCAGACUACAGCGGCAGAAGCGGCGUGCCGCAUGUCAGGCCUCGACCCGCAGGGCACCUCGGGCACCGCCUGGGCCUUCACACAGCUCGGCCUCGCCGGCGCGGCCCCGUUCGCCGCCCUUGCCGCGGCGGCCGCGGCGCGGCAGCGGGAGCUAGGAGCCCAGGAGGCUUCCAACAUCGCGCGGGGGUGCGGCAAGUUGCGGCACCAACGGAGCAGCUUGGUGGACGCGCUGGCUGAGCGGGGUGUGCAGAUCGUGCACGAGUUUAUCAGUCAGCACCUGUCGAACACCUUGCGGUGGCUGGCGCGGCUUCAGAGUCGCCAGCCCGCCCUUGUGGCCGCCAUCACGCAGCAGGCGAUGUGCAAGAUGGCCAUCCUAACGCCGCAGGACCUGUGCAGCGCUGCAUGGUGGUUGGCCAUCCUCGAGUUGCAGGAGCUGCCGCUUCUGGAUGCGGCUGCUGCCACCGCCACGGCCAAGAUCAAGGCGUGCGGGGCGCAGGGUGUUGCCAACCUGGUGCGGUGUCGCGGAACUUUGCUGCACGUGAGCCGUGCUUUGACUGAUGUGAUCAUAGAAGAAUGCUUGGAGACCUGCCUGCGCCCGGGCGCGGCCUGGAGCGUCUUCAAGCCUCAGGAGAAGGCCAACACGGCCUGA